Molecule: messenger RNA, 1098 nt
Organism: Closterium sp. Yama58-4
Lineage: Eukaryota; Viridiplantae; Streptophyta; Zygnematophyceae; Desmidiales; Closteriaceae
Source: the annotation of a GenBank genome assembly
AUGAAUCUGAAGAAGUCAAUCUCGUUUGAGGACUGCUAUGGGCGCCCUCAAAGCAUCCGAGGAGGCCGGCUGGAAUGCACGAUGCAGAACAUUGCCGAUCUCCUCGUCACCACCCUCCCACACCGCCUACCUCUUGACACCGAUACCACUGCUGCAGCUGCCUCUUCGACUUCUCCAGCGCACAACGGUCAGGCCACCGCUCAGGAGAGCAGGGAGGGGCGCGGAGGAGCGCAGGUGCAGGGCGAACGGGGUUCUGGUACAGAGAACACUGGGACGUGGGAAGAUGGGGCAGAGGGCAGUGCGGCAGAGGAGAGCAGGAGGCAGGUGCAAGCGGUGCUGGACACGUUUCUGAUUUACAACGACCGCCGCAAAGUCACCUCCUCUGCCAAGCGCCGCCGCAAGCCCACAGACACCUCGUUGCACCAGACCCCAGAUGGUUCCUUCUUGGAUCUGAACCGCAACUCGCUGGAGCUCUUCUCCUCCUGUGGCGUCGCCAUGCCGCAUAUGCACAGCGAUCACAAGCGCUACGUGGAUUCAUCUCCACCGUUCAUCUUCCUCCUCCACCCAGCCCUCGGCCCUCUCUGGAGCGUCAUUCGGCAAAAGGUGCAGGGAGGUUCUGUGGCGCCGCAUUCUGAAGUGAAGCUGGAGAUAGCUGAGCUCGCGUGGUCCAACGUGCAUGUAUCUGGGAGCUUGUUGAUCGAGGCCGAUGCAGUCACAGGCUCUAUGGAUCCUCAAUCCGGCACCACGCAGCUAGGCAGUGGCUGUGGCCGGUGCCGGUUACACAACGUAACGGUUACCAACAGAGGAGUGGACUGGGAGAACGGGGCAAACGUGUACUGGCAGCACAAGGUGCAGAGGAAGGAGGCGUUGAGAGUGGUGCUGCGCGGUGAUGCGGAGUUUGAGGCGAGGGAUGUGGCGAUUGUGGGCGAUCAUGUGUUUGACGUACCAGAGGGGCACCGCAUGGUCGUGUCUGCAUCAGAGACAGGGAUCAUGCAAACAAGGCUGGAGAAGCUUCCUCGCAGGAGGCCUACAUGGGAGUGGCAGUACUCUGUGGGCGACCAUGGUUCCCUCCAGCUCACCCUCGUUGAGAAGUCUUAG